CACACACACUCACACAGAGAAGUCUUGGAGAAAGAAGGGAAGAAGAGGGAGAGGAGGAGAGUCUGAUGUCGGAAUGAGUCGGCGACAGCGCACCGCCGCGAUGGACCGAUAGACGGAUCGAUACGGCGGAUAGACGGACUGCCCGUGUGUUAGAGAGUGGAUGUCCGCCGUGUGUGUGUGUGUGAGGCAACAGAAACAUGAGUCGGCAGCAGCAGCAGUCCCAGGGAGUGGUUUUAACGGGUUACCACAGCAACGCGGAACUGUUGCCGAAAACUGGACCGUCGGCCCCGUUAGCCCAGGACCCGGAGUCCACCGCGACCAGGUGGGACAUCCGCAGAACCGGCCACUACACUGUUCAGCAGAACCAAAACACCCAGCAUGGAGACAGAUAUGGGCCUCCCACUGCCACCGGUGGGACAAAAGCCACCGGCACUGACCCAUUGUCACAACCCAACCCGAGCCUUGCUGCUUGCCCCACCUCUCAGCUCUCCUCCAGCCCCGGACACAGUCCCAACUGCAGGUCCAGACCUCCACCCACGUGUCAGCGCUGCAACUCUCAGGACUCUCUGGACGAGCUGGAGAUGGACGACUACUGGAAGGAGGUGGAGAAUAUCACUUGUUCUGGAGGAGGAGCGGGGAGGGGAGACGGUGGAGGAGAAGGGGAGGUGCAGGAGGAGGAGCAGCAGAAGGUUCCUGAGGAAGGUGAGCAGGAGGAGGCGUGGCUUACAGAGGCGGGACUUGCACGGCUGUUUGAUGAUUCUCUGGCGGCAGACCUGGAUCAGGAAGAAGACAACGAGGUGUUCCUGUCCACGCUGACCAGAACUCAGGCGGCAGCUGUAGAACGUCGAGUGGCAUCGCUACAUCAGACGUUGCUGCGGCGACGCAACCGGCAGCACGUUCCUGAUGUCAGGGACAUAUUCAGACCUCCUGGGAAGGGUGAGCAGCCUGAUAAACUCAAAGGGGGAAGUGAGAAUGGACAAAAAGAUGUCACUUCAGCCGCAGAAACAGAGACGGAGCUGAACGUUGAAGUGGCGUUUUCGGAGCAGGCGCUCUCCUACAGGGACAACCAUCAAAGGUUAAAGGUCACCACCAGCCCUAACUCACCUGACGACAAACUACCGAACUUCAAGCUGCUGCGAGAUAAAACAGGUCAGACCAGAAUAGGGGAUCUGUCUCCUCUGGAUAUGAAAAAGGUGUGCAGACUGGUGCUUGUGGAGUCGACUGCUCUGUUUGACACAGCAGGGAUAGACCUCAAGGCUCAUAAAGCUGUCAAAGUUAAAACUAAAGAGAGUGGUCUGUUUGGUGUUCCCCUCACCACUUUACUGGAUCAGGACCAGAAGCGGGUUCCUGGGACCAAAGUGCCAUUGAUACUGCAGAGGUUAAUUAGUCACAUUGAGGAGGAGGGUUUAGACACAGAGGGGCUGCUACGGAUCCCUGGAGCGGCCACUCGGGUCAAGUCGCUGUGCCAGGAGCUCGAGUCCUCCUUCUAUGACGGGAUGUUUCCAUGGCGACAGUUGAAACAGCACGACGCCGCGAGCCUUUUGAAGCUGUUCAUCAGGGAGUUGCCCCAUCCAUUACUUACUGUGGAGUACCUCAAUGCAUUUAUUGCAGUUAACAAGCUCCCCACAAAGAAGCAGCAGCUGCAGGCUUUGAACCUGCUGGUCCUUUUGUUACCUGAGGCCAAUCGGGAUACUUUGAAGGCACUAGUGGAGUUUUUCCAGCGUGUGAUUGACCAUCAGGCCAAGAACAAAAUGACCCUCAACAAUGUCUCUGUUGUCAUGACACCCAACAUCUUCAUGUUCAAGGGCUUUCGCUCCAAGGUUACAGAACAACAGGAGUUCUCCAUGGCAACCAGCACAGCCAACAUUGUCCGGCUGCUGAUCAGAUACCAGAAUCUUCUGUGGACCAUCCCAAAGUUCAUUGUGACCCAGGUCAGACAACAAAACAUGGAAAGUCAGCGGAAACAAAACAAAGAGAGAGCUGUCAGAAAGCUGCUGAAGAAGAUCACCACCGACAAACCAGCUGAUAAAGCUGUCCCAGAGGAGAGUUCGCAGGGAUUCAUUCGAGUCCAAGCUCCACAGUUUAGUAAGGUCUCUAUGGCAGUCCAGCUUACUGAGGAGCUGCAGGCUGCUGAUGUGUUAACACGCUUCCUGAGCCAGGACAGUUCACUGGCAGUGAAAGGAGAAGAGCUGUGUCUCUAUGAGAUUGGUGGAAACAUCAAGGAGAGAUGUCUGGAUAGGGAAACGUAUAUGAAAGACCUCAUCCAGCUGAACCCUGCAGCAGAAUGGGUCAUUAAAGCUGCACAGAGAUAAAAAUAAAGCUGGACCUGCUCCAAAUUUUCACCAGCGUGUCUUACUGAGAGCAGACGUCACCCGGUUCUCUGUGGUUUCUGCUGCUCCUGGACCAACUUCAGUUCGCUUUGUAGCGAAGACAUUUCUGAACACAGGUGGUUGCAUGGAUUCACAGAAUUUCUUGGCCCUGAAAAUUGCCAAAAAAAAAAAUACAUGUAGACCAAUGGCAGUUUUAAAACGUAUGGAAUUCCUUUUGGUGAAAUCUGUGUGGAAAUACUUGCAUUUUUCCUCCAUUUAGCUGAAGAGCCAGAUUGUGAGACAAGAAAAAAAUUAUUUCUUUGGAUUUUACAACCAUUUUUCCCACCUGCCUUAGCUUCAUGUUGGGAUUUUGGGCCUCAGGUAACACUAAUCUAAAGUAUCACUUUGUGCAGGUGAAAGAAACCACUUUUUUUAAAAAUAGGCUUUCUCAUCUCUGGUGUCCUGGCAGAGCACUGCUGUACUGUGGUGGAAAUACACAAUUUCUCCCAGUUUCAUAGCACUUGAGCCACACUGUUGUGAUUCUUAAUAUUAUGCAAUACUGUAAGUAUUACAGUUGUAUACUGUGAUUUCUUGCCACUAAUCACUUUGUUGCUUCAGGAAUAAUAAGCUGAAAUGAUAAAGGUCAAUAAAAUAUUGCAGUUUGAUUAAGUAAUGAAUCAGUUACAUAACAAAUACAUUUAAUGUUUAUUUUCUGUAUAACAAAUUUUGAAAAUAUUGGCUUUUAUUUAUUUGUAUUUUUAUUAAAAGCCCUGAAAAGUAAAUAUAUGGUCACAAUAUUGAAUGUUUAUUUAUCAGAGCACUUGACUGUAGCCAGGAGGGAAUGAACAUUGGAGUGAGUGGGCAAACUGUAGGGGGUUCAAAGCUGGAUGGGGUUACAUUAUAUGUGAGGGAGGGGCCCUUUAUGUGCCACACCUCAACAGUGACCCCAAAACUUUUCAUAAUAAUGUCACUGACCGUAAACCAGAGCACAUGAUGACGACAUCACUGUUUAUAUGGCACAUUGUUGUUUAAACCAUAGAUGUUCGAGCGUGUCAAGAAUUCAUCAAGUCUAUCGCCUCACAGGUUUUGUACCAAAGAUGUGAUCAUUUCAAAUAAACGUUGGACUCUUUCGUGAUUUUUUUUUCAAUAAGUUAACUGCUGAUUUUAUAAAUGGCCUUCUUAAAUGAUACAUUCUCACAUGAUGAGUUACAAAAGUAUCUGGACACGAAUACUUUUGGCUUUUGUUGUUUUGAUUUUUGGCUCUGUACUCUCCACAGUCCAGAUAUGAGUUGAUAUGGUACAUUGGCAACAGUGAUGCAAAAAUUCGUAUUUAUCCAGCAAUAGAGAAUCUGUUUUAUUUUUUAUUUUUUGGCACAAAUCUGUACUUCUCUUGGCUUUUGACAAAAGUCUAAUCUCGUCCUGUGUGGUUGCUCAGUUUCGGCAGCCUGCGGAGGACCAUAUCUGCACCAAAGUCAAACAUUGCCGAUGUUUCUCUUGUGGAAAGCUGUGGAGUGUUGACAACAAAUAAUGUGUCACUGUUUAGAAACUUUGUGAGCUGAGUCUCUCUCUGCCUUGCAUUAUGUUGUUUACUGUGAAUGUCUUGUUUUUUCCCAAAUACUGAUGUCUUUGUCUCAUUACUGCCUCUGAAAUGACCACUAAAACAGCCUGUAAAUAAACAUGCAGUUAUU
Molecule: messenger RNA, 3997 nt
Organism: Chelmon rostratus (copperband butterflyfish)
Lineage: Eukaryota; Metazoa; Chordata; Actinopteri; Chaetodontiformes; Chaetodontidae
Gene: arhgap18
Product: Rho GTPase activating protein 18
Exons: 18
Coding region: 198-2312 (704 amino acids)
Biological process (GO): signal transduction; regulation of actin filament polymerization; regulation of small GTPase mediated signal transduction
Cellular component (GO): cytoplasm
Molecular function (GO): GTPase activator activity
Source: RefSeq, a predicted model, not a curated record